UUUUUUGAAGUCCUAAUUAAAAUUAAUAUUAAUGGUGAUUUUUAUUGUGAAAUAUGUUGGAAGGACUUGUGGCCUGGGUUUUAAAUAAUUACUUGGGCAAAUAUGUGGAGAAUUUGAACACAGAUCAAUUGAGCAUUGCUUUGUUAUCAGGUGAGGUCGAAUUAGAGAAUCUCCCGAUAAGAAAAGAUGCCCUAAGACUCCUCGGGUUACCUUUACAAGUCAGAGCUGGUUAUAUAGGUCGUGUCAGACUCCAAAUUCCAGUCAGACAAUUCAGAUCAGCCCCAUGGGUGAUACUUAUCGAACAAUUGAAUGUUGUUGCUGGACCUAUCAACUUGGACGAGUGGGAUGACGAGUUUGAGAGAAAUGCCUCAUUGGAACGUAAGCUCAAUAAAUUGGAUGCUCAUGAGUCCCGAUGGAGAGCGGUCCGAGAUGCAAAUUCCUCUGCAGGAAGACAAGGAGCUUCUGGAUCAACUGGAUACUAUGCCUCGAGUUACUCAUCCUGGUUGAGUUAUGGGGCCAGUUUUGUUUCAGGGAUUGUGGAUAAUUUACAAUUUAAAAUCCGUGACAUCCACAUAAGAUACGAAGACUCUAUAUCAAUUCCUGGACAAAUAUUUGCUUGCGGGAUAACAUUGGGAUCCUUAAACACAAAUGGAGCAGUAAGUGACUUCUCAUCAGCUUCCAUAAACGUCAACUACAAUGUCAACUCUGGUACAGCAACCUCACCAGGAGCUGCAGGUGGUGGCAAUGGUGCUAAAACUAUGGAACUGCAGGCUUUGGCCAUCUAUUGGGACGCGAUUGAGGAGACUGAUAUGCUUGGGAAUAGAACUUUGGGAGAAUUAGCAGUUUCUUUAGAUUCCAUAAAAUCCCAUCAGUAUGUCCUCAAACCUGUGCGAGGCAGAGCACAAUUGGGUAGAGAGACUCCAAAUCUAGGGGAUUUCCAAGCAGGUGGUGAUAGACCUUCGAGUAGACCAAGACUUGUUUGUGAUUUGCAGCUUCAUAAAGUUCCAUUGGUUCUUGUUGAUUGGCAGUAUGAGCAGUUAAUAAAGUGCGCACACGGUUUGGAAAAUGUGGCCAAGAUACGUAAGAAUCGUUUGAGCAGACCAGGAGUGCUGGUGAAAGAUAGUCCUAAAGCAUGGUGGCUGUAUGCUCUUAAAUGCAAUGGUCAUGACUUCUAUCGUCCAACAUGGGAAGAAUGCCUAUCGUUGGCGCGAGACAAUAUCAACUAUGUAGAUUUAUACACAAAAUUGUUAUUAGCACCAUCCUGCACAUUGCCUUUGGAGCAGAAGCAACUGAAAGAUCGAAUGGAGACAAUGCUCACUUUGGAUAAAUUGAAAGCUUUAAGAGAGGUGGCCAUGAGUCGAAUACCAGAAAAAUCAGAUGAGUCCAGGAACACAAACAGUGGCAGUGGUUACGGUGUGUUGUUUCAAUGGUUUCCACAGUACUGGGGAUGGUAUGGCAGUAAUUCUUCCUCCAAAACAUCAUCAGCUGAAAAUGAGGCUUUGGUCCCAUCUACCACAUCUGAUAACACUUUGGAUGCAGAGUUGCUGAAGGCCUUGGCAAAUGUACGAGAUGACAGACAGAAUUGUCAUGUUGUUGCCCAGUUUGAAUUCACUCUUGAAGAAGGAACUUUUAGUAUUUGCAUGGGGGAAUCUUAUAGCAAAAGUGUUCCAAUGCUUGAGUUACAUUUUGAGACUGUAAAAGUGUCUGUUGAGACCAGAUCAAGGUAUGGUUCGUAUCAGGCAAAGUUGGCACUGGGCAGUGUUUCCAUUUUGGACAAAAUUACCAAGAAUACUAUUUUUCCAGUUCUUGUAUGCCCUCAGGGUAAAGACAAUGCUCCACUGCCUAGGAUGCGUCAGAUGUCUCAAAGAACGCAUCGCAUCUCGGUAACGCAACAGCCUUAUAUUAGUUUGGAGAAAACCAACGAGCCUUUGUUUUCCUUGUGUUUUGAGCGUAAACCUCUUGGUCAAAACACAGAUUACAGCCUGAAAAUAAAAUCUCAAGCCUUGGAUAUUGUCUACAACAAAAGUGCUGUUCAGUGGUUAGUCGACUUCAUUUGUAAACCUCACCAAAUGGCGGCAACGAGACGGAGAAUCAACGAUAUGAAAUUGAGAACCAAGCAGGAGUUGAUGAAAAACUGGGAGCAGUUGUUGGAAGGUGAUCUUUCUGAACGUAAAGACUGGUUAUUAGAAUUAGACAUAUCAGCUCCUCAAAUUAUUUUUGUUGAGAGCUUUCUGGACUGUGAUACGUGCGUCGUUGUAUUGGAUUUUGGACGCUUGGUCUUGUCCAAUAAGCAAAAUGAAGAACUUGAUAAAAAUCAAGAUGAUCCUUAUUACAAUCGCGAUAGUGAGGAUGAAGAGAUGUUUAUGACACCUUGUUCAACACCACCAGGAAGUGAAGCCAGUGGAUCUGAUAGUCCAACUUUAUGUUCAAAUGAAGAUUCUUUAAAAUUGUCACCUGAGAAUCUGAUGAUGUUGAACCAGAAUACAUUACAUAAUAGGAUUUAUGAUAAGUACAAUGUGGAAUUUUUAGAUUUGCAAGUUUUGGUUGGUCGAGCUACAGACAAUUGGAGUUUUGCUCAUACCAAAGGAACUUCACCAUUGCACGUUUUAGACCGAUUCAAUAUAACAUUCCAAAUUGAACGUAGGUUAGUCCACACAGUAGAUCCACAAUAUCCAAGUCUAAUAGUGAGCGGUACUCUGCCAAGAUUGGUUAUGCAUGUAGCUGAACAAAAAAUAUUCUCUUUGAAAAAACUGCUGGAUAUUUUAGAAAGCGAAAAGGCAGACUCACCAUUCAAAAGCCCAACAACAACAGAUGAUAUACUAAUGCAAGAUACAUUACCACAUUUCGAUCAUGCCAAGGAAUCAGCAUCAAAAAUUAUAACACUGCAAUUUUCAGUUGAACAACUUGCAAUAGAAGUCCAAUCUCGUGGUAAAAGUGUAGCAGAGUUGCAAGUAACUGGAGUCAGACUAGGUUUCACCAAGUGCUCUACAGAAACCAGUGCUACUUUAUUAGUGCAUGGAUUGUUGCUUGUUGAUGCCUUGCAAACUUUUGGACCAGAUUUCGAGCUAUUGGUGGCCUCACAUAAACACGUGGGCAUGGAUUCUGUGUCAGGCAGUUUACGAGAUAGCGAUCCAUGUUCACCAACUUCUCCUGCCAGUCCUGAUCCCAUGAACGUCGCUCGAAGAGCCACCAGUCCUCAUCAGUUGUCGCAAGCAUUGAGUAGCUUGAGACAAGGACAUAUCUCACCAGUUAUGGAGACAAUAUUAAAUAAAUCAGACACCGAAGCGCUGAUUGUGAUUGAAGUGUUGUAUGUGAAUGCUACUGAAAGCGAAGAGGCUAUACAAAUAGCUAGUAUACAAUUUAAUAAUUUAGACAUCAUAGCCAAUCAGGAAACUAUAGUUGAGUUGAUAGGCUUUGCCAAUAGGGUGUUGCCAAAGUUCCAAUCAGGAGGUGCUAUGAAAAGCUUUACAGCAGAAACCAAAGAUAAUCUAGUCAACAACACGAGAGCUGAGAUCACAUUUGAUUUCCACAGACUGAAUGUGUUAGUCUUAAGAGCUUUAUUGAGAGACGGUUGUUACAUUGGGAGAAAAGUUGCAACAGCAACAAUGUCUGAAGCCAGAAUACAUGCAACUAUUGGCACAGGAGUGACUAUUGAAGGAUCUCUAGGAGGCUUGCAAGUUUUAGACCUGACUCCUACAGGCAUAACUCAUCAGCGCGUCUUGAGCGUUGGUAAGGAUCCUUUAACAGAUCCUGAAGUUUUACCUCAUACUGGUUGUAAGGAGGCUUUGUCCUUUCGUAUUGAGCAGAAUAAAAUUGACAACAACCAGGUCACAGAUUUGCAUAUUAAAUUGAGAAUGGGUAGUGUGUGGUACACGUAUUCCCCGCAUUUGUUGAUGGAGAUUAAGAUGUGUGUUACUGAGUUCCAGACGUAUUUAUCAGCGUUGGCACAUAGCAUCAAAGCUAGGGCUACGGAUAUGGCGAUAAAUUUGGUGCAGGCCCGAAUGGAUUCGAUAACGCACGAAACUUAUUUGAGCAUGGGACAGAAGACCUCGCCUCAAUGCACAGAAUGCAACGUUUUGAUAAAUUUGGAUAUUGUUUUAGAGACUCCCGUUUUAGUUUUGCCAAGGGCACCAACAAGUCCUCAUGUCUUUGUGGCACAUUUAGGAAGAAUUUCUUUAUCCAACACACCAAAUUAUACCAUCGAAACGGUUCCAAGGAAAAUUUAUAAUGCAACUUUUGAUACCUAUGUGAUAGAAGUCCGUGAUAUGAACUUAUAUUCUCUAGAUACAAGUGAUAGACGCAAUGUGAUGGACCAUGGUACAAUCUUAAAAGCAGAGGAGUUGUAUUGCUCCAAAGGUGGUUUACCAAUUCUGCACGACACCACUAUUAAAUUGGAAAUAGCACGAGAGCUUCCUGAUUUGUACAAUUCAAUGGAGCUCUUAGACGAAAAGUUUUCCAGAGACUGUGUCCAUGUCAACGGAUGCGUGGUGACGCCUUUACGAGUGUCUUUAUCACGAGAGCAGUACGAACAAUUAUUGGACACUGUAGACAAUUUGACCAGCAGUCCUAAAGACUUCCAAAGUACCAGGUCCCAAGAUCAAGUCGAUUCCAAAGCAGUAUCAGGCGAACCAAGAAGAAAUAUGUUAGAUGCUAAAGUUAAAUUCGAGAUGCCUUGUUUGACUUUGGAGCUACGCGGAGAUUGUGGAACAGGUCAACAAGGUCUGGUGGAAAUAUCCUUGCGAGAUUUCAUCUUGAAUUACGAAAAGUGUCACGAUUACGAAACGAAUAUUCUGGUGUCGUUACGUACUUUGGUUAUGGAAGAUUUGUUGAAGGAACCUGAUAGCAAAUAUAGAUACAUGAUGGUGUCCAGUACAUCAAAACAAACUUGGCAGCCUAGUUGGUUCGUAUCACGCUCAUGUCCUAAUUUCAUACCGAUAUCAACAGGACAACUCGAUGAAAUUCCAAGAGGUUCCUUGCCGGAUCAUUUGGAACCUAAACGGACUUGCCGAAAUCCAUCGUUGCAAAUGGACGUGUGUCCAAUUACGCCUCCGUCUUCACCGAAAUACAAAGAAUCAGAUAUGCUUGUGAAAGUAUCAGCUUUACUAGUCGAUGACGCCAGUCCAGAGUUUACAACCAAGUACAGAUCUUUGCACAAAUGUGUAUCUGUUGAUUUUAACGGUUUGGAUACAGUAGUUGCUGUCCAAAGUUGGUUGGUGGUAUUGGAUUUCUUUGGUAUGUCAGACUCCAAACCGCACCACGAGGAACCAACACAGGAUACCAAAGUGGCACCUUUGACUAACAGCGAAGUGGAGAUCUUUGUGCGUUCCUUGAACAUGAUCAUGAUCCGCAAAGAGGAAGAUCUUGCCAAGGUGUCUAUAUCUCAUGUAUCUUUCACCAUAACGAAGGACAGUUCUGUGAAAAUCAUCACAGGAACUUUAGGGUCUUUGAUAGUGAUGGAUUUAACACCUCAAGGGAGUAUGUAUAGGGAAAAAUUUGCAACGUGUGGCGAGGAAGCGAUGAAUUUUACAUAUUUAACAAAUGUGAAAACGUCGACAAGUUUGGGAAAGGACAAGAUAAAGGGACGUGAAGCUAAUUUGAAGGUGGAGAUGGCUUCUGUUAAGUAUGUGCAUACAAAACGUUUUGUUACUGAAUUGCAAAACUUCUUCCGACAUUUGUCAUUGCUGCAGAACGUCAUGGAGAAGGUGAGACAGAGGACAAAGAAUAAGCACAAUAAGUCUUUACACCAAGACCAAGACCUUCCAGAUGAUUCUGCGUCUAGGUUGCUCCUGGAUGUUAGGGUUUCUAGACCAGUUAUAGUGCUUCCAGCAGGAGGUGCUUCUAAAAGAUUUGUAGUGGCGGAUGCGGAGGCUCUGACAAUACAUAAUACGUUUAAAAUGGCUGUUCCUAGUGCUGAGACUCUGGAUGAAGGAGAAUUAGUAGAUUCAAUAUCAAUUCAGCUUGUACAAGCUGAUCUAUUUGAGGGAUCUCGAGACAACCAAAUUAUAGGAUCAUGUUCAAUGCAGAGACCUUCAUUGUUGGCUGGUAAACGCACAGUUGAUGUCACUGUCGAAAGGAAGGUGGACACAGCAAUUCAAAGAUUCAGUGUGUUACCAGAUUUGACUAUACAGUGCACAUUAUCAAAACUGGAUGCUAGUCUGGAUCUAGAUCAAUACAGUUUGGUUCGCGGUGUCUUGAAAUACAAUUUAGGAGAAAAUUUAGACGAUGUCGUACUGCCAGGUCAGUCUCAACCGAUUAGAACAGUGAGCUGUUUGAAGAUUUUAUUGCAUGAUGUUACAGUUGAUUUAAAUUUGAAACCGAAUAAACCAUUGGCUAAAGUUAAUUUUAUUAAGUCAAGACUGACUGUUGAUAGUUAUUCGGAUGAGACACAGGAUGUGGAUUUGGUAUCACAGGAAAUUUUAAUAGCAGACACCAGAUACAAGGAUGAACCAGUUAACAAGCGAAGAAAUGUUUUUUCCAACAUCUUGCAACCCAUAAGGUUUCAACAUGAUAGUAACCAAGUGCAACUUGAACUACACUCGCGAAUAAGAAAAAACAACUCCAAGUUUACAAUUCUAUUAAACAACAUGCGUCUAAUGGCAAUUUGGGACUGGUUGGAAAUAGCUCGGGACUAUCUGGGGCACUGUCAUGGAGACGAGAAGACUCCAGUCAAUGCAAACGACAAAAGUGUGACCAAGAAGAGUUUAAGUGGAGAUCCAAUGCUCAGGAAGACCAGUUUUAAAUCCAGUGAAGCAAAGAGACAACAGAAAAAUCAUAUGAAGAGACAAUCUCCUCAAGAUGAAUCGAAUACAAUAUUUGAAAUGAAGUUAAACAUCACUGAUUCUGAAUUGGUUGUUGUUGAGAAUGCUUCGUUGUGGGAAAGCAAUGCUGUUAUUUUAAAGAGUACAAGUGUGGUUUCCUACAGGCCAGGAUCACAAAGGCCUCUUUCAUUGAAUUUAAAUCGUCUGGAAUUAUUUUCUUGUGUUCUGGGAGCUGAAGAGGAAUCUGCUUUGUCUAUAAUAGAUCCUGUUACUGUUCAGAUUGAUCUUAGUCAAGAAGGGUUGCUUGAGGCACAAUUACAUACUUUAUGCAUUCGACUGUCAUACCAUGAUGUAUUAAUGUUCCAACGGAUAUUUAGUUCGUUGCCUCAACAAUUUAAAUCUGAGUCUGAUUCUAUUAAAAAUAAACAGAGUCCUCCUGCUAAUGCUAAAAGUAAAAUAGCAAAACUGACAGCCCUAGGGUUCUCCAAAACAGAAUGUGCAAAAGCUUUAGAACAAUGCGAUUAUUUAUUAGACGAUGCAGCUCUUUUACUAACAGCUCGUGCCCCGAGUGACAGAAAUUUCAGUCGUGAUCAAACUAUUGAUGCAGAUGAUGAAAAUAAAAAUACUUUUGAUGUCAAAGUCUUUGAGAUUAAAUCAGAUUGUGUCUCCUUGUGCAUCAUCGAUGACUGCAGGGACUCCGAUGUGCCUUUGUUAGAAUUUUCGUUGUCUGAGUUGUUCUUCAAGCACAAGUUGAAGAACGGUGAAAAGUCUGGUGAAUUGGAUGAGUUGCCAAAGCCUAUUCUUCCACCUCCAGUUGAAGCUACUAGCAAUGCUCUGGUGGCUUACAAUAGUGGAUUUGAUGACAACAAUGAGCAGUUUGGGACCCAGUUGUCUGCUAUUUUAUCUGGAGACUAUUAUAACAGAGCUCUUAGUGGUUGGGAGCCUUUUAUAGAACCAUGGAAUGAUGAGCUCAUUGUCAAAAUAUUGAGUUCUGAGAUGCUAAAUUUAAAUGUUACAAGCACACUUAUGGAUUUGUAUAAUAUGGUUCAUAAAAACUGGACUCAAGAUAUGCACGGUGAAGCUAAUGAUACAGGUAAGAACAACCCUCCUGGUUUCAAGCGAAGAUAUCCAUUUGUACCAUUUGCUUUAAAAAAUGAAACUGGCAACAAUUUGUGGUUCUAUACUUUGAUAACCAGUCCUGAUAGUCAUCUAACAAAAGCAACACCUCCACCGACUGAUCCAGGAUGGUGUUUAGUACGUCCAGGAGACACAGCGCCUCUUUCGUUCAUUCAGACAACUAUACCAGGUGUAUUUUCUAAACAAAGAGGUGGAACUAGACAUAAAGAACCGACUUUGCAUCAGACAUUUGCUCGAGUCCAAGGAUGGACACCUGUUGGACCUGUCUCAGUGGAUAAAGUCGGGGUUUAUUUUAGACAUGCUCAUGCCGAAUAUGAAACAAUGAAUUUGGAGAUGCCUAAAGCUCGAAUAGUGUUCUCAGUAACUCUUGAAGGAUCUGCACAAAAAUUAGUGACCGUCAGAUCAGCUUUACGUGUUGUCAAUAAUAUUGAUAGUCCAAUACAGUUACGAAUGGAAUAUUACAAUGGACAAUUUGGAAUUUUAAAUUGGCCACCAACAAAAGAAGAGAUUGUCCAACCUGGAUCAGUAUAUUCUGUUCCUCUCACCCAUGCUCAUAGCCACAUCAGAUUAAGACCUCUUGUCCAAGAUCCUAAUACAAAAGAAAAGAUCGAAAUCGAGAAAUAUAGUCGCGGUCCUAGACCUGCUAAUUUCAGACAUAAGCCUCCAGAUUUCCAAUUGUGUAAACAACCUUUGAUGUGGUGGCGAGUACAGAGAACUGGUGAAGUUGCACAGGAAUUACGAACUUGUUAUGACAAGGAUAAAGUUUAUAGGUUAGUUGCUUGUAUCAGACGUGACAACUACCCCAACACAACAUCAAUGACAACAUCAUCAGCAAAUAAUAUGACUACUGCAAUUGUGCAACCAGCACACACAAUAAGCAUUGCUCCAGUUGCUCUGCUCUGUAACCGGUUGCCCUGUGAUCUCAUUUAUAGAUUGGUAACACCCGGAGGAGGCAGUAGUAGUGGUCAAAGCAGCAAAAGUGGAAGAGUGCGUCCUGAAUCUAGAGCUCCACUCAUAGAAUAUUCAGUUCCAGGAGGUUCUCUUACAGGUUUAGGAGGUUCUAUGAGUUCUAGUACUUUAUCUGCUUCUUCAUUACAACAGACUUCGAUAGCUACUCAACGAGUGAGGCUGUUGGAUCAGGAAAAUAGACCUUUGCACUUGGAAGCUAGUGUAGCCGUUGGCAAAAAUGGAGGACUACAGGUGACAAUAUGGUGUCCUUUCUGGAUAGUAAACAGGGCAGGUUUGCCUGUGGUGGUAGCACAAGAAGGUGCAGGACGCGAAGCUGCUGGUCAAGGUGCGGAGCACGAAGCUGGACGUAUGGCAGCACCUCUUCUAUUUUCUUUAGCUGAUCAGGAUGCUGCUCCUGCUCUGGUAAUGCGUAGAGGAGGACGCGGAUGCCAAGAUGGAGGUACUCCUCAAUGGUGUAACCUCUUCCACCUCCAACCUGGCGUCCAAGUCCGCCGUCUGGUAACGGUGCAGCGCGACGGACGACCUGAUGCAGUUGCUCUAGUUGGCGUAGAAGUCCGCAGAAGGUUGAUCACUGCUGGUGGAGACCCUACAAGUGAUCGAACUACAGUUGUCACCAUCACACCGAGACAUAGGGUUAGAAACCGGAGCUAGCAGGUAGAGUUGUCUCAGAAGUGUUUUGCAACAACAGUGAGUGAUCCCGGGGCGUCAGCAACUCAUCAGCAUGCUCCACCAGGAAGUGAACAAGCCUUUCAUUGGCCGCGUCCUGAUCGAGAUCAACUUUUAUGUCUUAGGUUACCUGAUGUACAAGACUGUCUGUGGUCAGCUGGUUUAAGAGUUGAUCGGACACACUCUUUACAUGUUAAUAUCAGAGAUAGUUCAGGAGGUAUGCAUUUUGUUCGUGUCGAAGUUUUGCUGCAAGGAGCAACUUACUUUAUUGUUAUUGGAGACGCUCAAGAACUUCCUCCGCCGAUUCGAAUUGAUAAUUACUCACAAGUACCAAUCACGUUUUAUCAGUCUGGAUGUGCAGAACAAUGGCGUUCCAUAGCCAGACCAGGAACAGCUGUGGCAUAUGUUCCAGAUGAGCCCCCAUCCAAUGGAAACUCUUCUUCUAAUGGAGGCGGCGGAGCUUUGAUCUGCUUAGCAUCUCCUGGUGGACAAAGAGCGGUGUACGAUGUCAAUGAAUUAGGACCAGCUGGUGGUCUCGCUUAUGAAAAUUUUAUAUACAUUGCCUUUACUGGUACAUUUGAUGGAUGUAACGAGGCAACGGCUGUUCUCACAGCUGCUACAUCAAGUGGCGGCAGGUUGGUUUUAGCAAGAAAACAAGCUGGUGACAGGUCGCAGUUGUGGAGGAUGACGAGUUCUGGACAAUUGCAACAUGAGGGUAGUUCACCUCCUCGAGAUUUAGAUGGAGGUCUAUUGGACACAGGUGGUGGAAUGUUGAGGGGUUACUCAGAUAAAAUACUGGUUUUGGAUAUAGAAGGACCUGCUCCAAGACCAGCAAGGUAUGAACGUUUGGCUUUGAGAAGACCUGAUCCAAGAAGGAGAUCGACGCAAACAUGGAAAUUUGCACCAGAUGGUAGAUUAGUUUGUGCACAUAAUGGUGUUUGUGUACAAGCCAAGGAUGGAUUGUUUGGAUUGAGGCCAGGUGGUGAAGCAGUGUUAGGCCUGCAGCAACAUCGAGAAGGUGCCCUUGGUACUGAAGUGCCUCUUGAACAAGCAGUUGGAAGACAAAGAAUGAGACCAGGUUCAGGAUUUCUUUCAGUCACUGUUGUCACUGAUGGACCUACAAGGGUGUUGCAGAUACACGAUGUUAAAAUACCUGUAAGGAAUUAUUACUAGUUUAAAAUAGUAUUAAAAAAUUAAUAUUUUCAUCAUCAUUAUCUUUUCCACAGGGCCCAAUCAUCUCUGUCCAAUGAAGAAUCAGAGCUGUCAACCAGGUCUAGAGACAUCACUCUCUCUGUUCGACUCGAUGGAGGUUUGGGUGUGUCUUUGGUAACCAGGCCGUGUUCCACUUCGGCGCACAUUAGCAGCAAGGAGUGCGACGAUCAGGCCGAGUUGCUGUAUGCAUCUUUGCAUUCCAUUUCCUUGGACGCGCGGUUGGGCAAGACUGUUCGAAGGAUGGAUUUAAAGGUUGCGGAUGUGCAGAUUGAUAACCAGUUAUUAGAUGCCCCGUGUCCGGUGUUGUUGCAUUCGAGAAUUGCAGCAGAUCGAAAGACAGCAAUGCCUGCGAUACAUGCCUGCUGCGAAGUUUUACCCAGCCCUAAUCUUAAUGCUGUCAUAUUUAAGCAUCUUAUAGUCCAGCUCCGUCCCCUAUCAGUAUUUUUAGAAGAGCGUCUCUUGCUGCGUUUAGCUCUGUUCUUUGGUCUUUGCCCCAUUUCUAAUGGGGAUACUGCGAAGUCUCGUGGAAGCCCUUCGAGUGGCCACAGUAGAACAGCCUCUUGGGACGCUGCCGAUAGGGGUCCUGAUUUGGCUGCAAAUACAUCAAAUGCUAAACGGUACUACUUUGGGAUAUUGCAGAUCGUCCCCGGACAGAUUCGUUUAAGUAUGAUGACUUCGAGCAAGUUACCUCCGCAACUCCAAGCCGUCAAAAGACAUCUCGGUUUGACGUUGAUCAAGUUUGAAGAUGCUGCUAUUGAAUUGGAAGCUUUUUCAAGGAGACAUCCUUUUGAGACGAGUGAAUCUCUGGUGCAAAGUAUUAUUAAACAUUACAAGGAUGAGCUCAAGUGGCAAGCGGCGAACAUCCUGGGAAGCGUAGACUUUCUGGGCAACCCUCUAGGUUUUGUCAACGACGUUUCUGAAGGAGUCUCCGGUUUGUUCUCAGAAGGCAACAUCGCAGCGCUCGUCAAGAACGUCACACACGGGUUGUCCAACUCGGCAGCUAAAGUCACAGAGUCUUUGUCAGAUGGAAUCGGUCGUGUGAUCUUAGACGAGAGACACGAGGAAGCGCGCAGAAGAAUAAGAGGGGCUGUUGCUCCAUCUGGACAUCUUGCAGCAGGCUUGAGAGGCUUAGGAUUUGGUUUGUUAGGGGGAGUCACCAGUCUGGUGAAACAGACUUAUGAAGGAGCUGCUGCAGAAGGGGUUCAGGGUUUGUUUUCUGGUUUGGGUAAAGGUUUAGUCGGUACAGUAACCAAACCUAUUGUUGGAGUGCUAGAUUUAGCUUCAGAGACUGCGACAGCCGUACGAGACUCCAGUAGAAGUAGAGCUCUUCCAGAACGCACAAGGCUUCCACGUUGCGUGUCAAGUGGUCCAGGAGGGCUCUUACCAGCAUACAAUCCGAGACACGCCCUUGGACAACAGUAUCUGUUUGCAUUGAAUGAAAGAAACUUUGCUGAGUUGUUUAUAGGUUAUGAAUCGAUUCGUAGAGGCCCCCAGGAGGAUUUGAGAGUUCUGGUGUCUACAGAACGGGUUCGAGUGUUUACAGGGACGCCUCCUGAGAGGGCUAAUGUAGUAAUUGAAGUACAUUUAAGUGAUCUGGUGAACUGCAAGUACAUUAAAGCGGCGGAAUCCGACAGACAUCUGCAUUACAUCGAGUUAAAGGUGACAGUUAAUACAAGUCACACUUUACAUGGUGAUGUUGCAGUUAAAAGGCCAAGAGUUAGAUGUGAUAGUGAAGCUAUAGCUUUAUCAGUCAGUCGACAGAUCAAUUAUGCUAAAAGUAUUUAUGCUGAGAGAUUGCAAACAUUGAUUUCAUCAGAUGUCAGUUAAAGGAUCCAUGUAAGAUUCUCGCUUAACAAAAUGGCUGUUUUUUAUAUAUAAGGUUGUAA
Messenger RNA from Ctenocephalides felis (cat flea), 12628 nucleotides. RefSeq names its product vacuolar protein sorting-associated protein 13D-like. The record is from RefSeq and is a predicted model, not a curated record. Lineage: Eukaryota; Metazoa; Arthropoda; Insecta; Siphonaptera; Pulicidae. Gene Ontology annotation, biological process: protein retention in Golgi apparatus; mitochondrion organization; protein targeting to vacuole. Gene Ontology annotation, cellular component: extrinsic component of membrane.